Olea europaea var. sylvestris is the source of this 1741-nucleotide messenger RNA. RefSeq lists its product as uncharacterized. The record is from RefSeq and is a predicted model, not a curated record. Gene Ontology annotation, cellular component: nucleus. Gene Ontology annotation, biological process: regulation of DNA-templated transcription. Bases 119 to 1492 code for a protein of 457 amino acids. Gene Ontology annotation, molecular function: DNA-binding transcription factor activity; sequence-specific DNA binding. The transcript has 6 exons. Lineage: Eukaryota; Viridiplantae; Streptophyta; Magnoliopsida; Lamiales; Oleaceae.
UGGACCCACUCUCUCUCUUUCUGUCUCGUCUGCCACUCAAAGUUUCUGCAUAUAUUCCAUACCUUUCCAUUUCCACAGAGCACGAACGGAAACGGAAAGGUGAGUUGCUUUUCACAAGAUGGAGCGUCAGAAAUUGUGUGAAGAGGCGAAGGUCGAUGAAAAAACGGUGACAUAUGAGUUAGAGGCGGCGGAAGUUCUGGCGGCCAUGGCUCGCUGCUCCUCUGUCUCGGACCUGCGCGAAGAGCGACUCCAGACCGAGUCAGUGUGUACCCACUUCUGCCGACGCCAUCGAGGACUGAAGUUUUCUGGAAAUUUAUCUACUUCAGUAGCUAACCCUGUAGACCCUGAGCAAAAUGUUGAAACUACAACUCGUCAAUUGUGCAGUACAAGUUAUCCUUCGAAUGCUACCAUCAAGUCGAGGCGGACAUUGUCAGAGGCUUACAAGGAAGAACAAAGGCGUCGCCGUGUCUUAGCAAAUAGAGAAUCUGCUAGGCGGACAAUUCGCCGCAGACAGGCACUGUACUCGGAGCUAACUCAGAAAGCAGCUGAACUUUCAGCAGAAAAUCAGCAUUUGAAGAGGGAAAAGGAGGUGGCCAUAAAGGAGUACAAUUCCUUGAAAACCAAAAAUGAAUGUCUCAAAGUACAGAUGGCUAAGAUAACAGAGGCUAAAACCAAAGAAAUUCAAGAAGAGUCAACGUCUGCCCUGGCUGAGAAAUCUGCAUCUACAUCAAGAACCCCUCCAGUUUUCCUCUGCAACCAUCUUUUUGGAUUACCUGUCUUUUGGCCACCCGUUGGUCCAUCAUCAGAUGUUCCCCAAGUUCAAUGUACAUUGUAUGAUGAUGCCGCCGUGUCAUCACAACUUCCUCUACGACUGAGGGAUAUUCCGUGUUCGCAUCCAGCAAAAGACAACUCCACGAGUCUUAAUAAGCCAGGAGCUCCUCUAUUUGUAUUUCCUGUACCUUGGCCUUUUCCGUUUCUCUCUCAUAGUAGUACAGUUAACUCCCAGUCAGCCCUCAACUACAGACAAAAUGAUAAUUCACCCAGUUUCCGAUGCUGCACGUGUUCCUCUUCAGAUACUCUGGUGCUUGCAGAUAACUACCAAUUGUUGCCAACCACGAAAAAGAUGCCAGAAGCUUCCAGUUCUAUGCAAAUCGCAUCUCUAGGAAAUAUCCCUGGAACCAGUUCUAGUUUUCCUCCAGGUGAUGGUGGUCAGCAAUUGGAGCCUCAACCUAAAGGGGCUAUCCAUGUUUCUGCAACACCAAAUUGCACGGGACGGACAGCAAGCUUUAGACGUCGUACAAUUGCCCAGGUAGAUGAUUCGUCUGGUGUCGAAGCUCUUUCUUCUGACCCUGAGCAUAUGGCACAGGCUUUGCUGAAAAAUGAAAAACUGAUUAUCUGUUCUAAUGGGAAGUCAAAGGGCAACAUUGCUUCAACUGAGGCCAGGAGGAAGAGGAAGGAAUUGCGAACACUGAAGAAACUCCAUUGCCGUUAAAAUGGUACAAGCAGUAAAGAUUCUGGCAAGUGCUAGUGAAGAAUACAACAUCGUAUUCUCUCCUCUCAAGACAAGGACCAGAAUAUCUAGCCCUGGUGCCGCAAAUUGUAUUCUCUUAAGAUAUUUCGUGUCUAUAUCCUUCAGAUGGGAAGCUAGUUGUAAAUUAAUCUUUGACGUAUAUCUAGAUAGAUCUCUGUCUUGUAAAAAUGCGGAAAAUUUAAUAGAAAGCUUUUGUCAAUGAUGCUUUUC